Messenger RNA from Dermacentor silvarum, 726 nucleotides. RefSeq lists its product as uncharacterized. Lineage: Eukaryota; Metazoa; Arthropoda; Arachnida; Ixodida; Ixodidae. The coding region runs from base 4 to 726 and encodes 240 amino acids. The record is from RefSeq and is a predicted model, not a curated record. The transcript has 4 exons.
CGGAUGUCGGGCGAGCCGCGUCACCUGCGUCCGACAAGGCGCACAAGAAACACACCAAGAAGCGCCCUAAGUCCGCAGACGUUUUCCGCAACGGCAGCAAGUCUCCUGAGGGCGGCGCUGAGUCGCCGCCGGCCAGGAGCAAUAAACCGAAGCGGGAGUCGAAGGCCAAGAAAAGUGACGCAACCUCGGGGCCGCCACCGUCGUCUCGCCCCAGCAGCCCGUUGGAGCUUUCCCAAGCGCCUCUGGCUUCCGUUGGAAAAGGGGCUGCUCCCGCGGAGGCGCUUCCGGCUGCGCCUCCUCCUGGUGCUCCUGAAGCACCUAAACCUGCAGACCUCACCACACACCCACCGGCACGAGAUGUCCCGGCGCUUCGCGGGUUUGACAACACCCUUGCAGCGGCCGACCAGGGGAAACCGAAGAUCUCACGAUAACCGUUUCUUCUCUGCCCGCCUCUACCGCAGCGCCAUCCUUCCGAUGAUUGGCAGCGUGGUGAUCAUCUGUCUCAUGCUGGUCGUCGUCAUCAGUAUGCUUGUGUCGAGCCGCAGGCGUGCCAGGGCUGCUGGCACGGACGCCGCCAAGCCAACCGCCGUUUUCGGUGAUGACGGGGAGGUGACGGCUACAUCGGCCACAACGAACAAUGUCACAAUGCCUAAUGUCACAAUGACGGGCACGACAGGCACCGAGAACACCACGAGCAGCCAUAGUCGGGGCCUGGUGGUAGAAUAG